Messenger RNA from Eubalaena glacialis (North Atlantic right whale), 462 nucleotides. Its product is annotated as transcription and mRNA export factor ENY2-like. Lineage: Eukaryota; Metazoa; Chordata; Mammalia; Artiodactyla; Balaenidae. The transcript has a single exon. Gene Ontology annotation, molecular function: transcription coactivator activity; chromatin binding. Bases 43 to 333 code for a protein of 96 amino acids. The record is from RefSeq and is a predicted model, not a curated record. Gene Ontology annotation, cellular component: nuclear pore; SAGA complex; DUBm complex. Gene Ontology annotation, biological process: positive regulation of DNA-templated transcription; poly(A)+ mRNA export from nucleus; regulation of transcription by RNA polymerase II.
UGAGGGUCUAGGUCCAGGCAGCUGAAGAGUGUGGUUAGCAAGAUGAACAAAGAUGCGCAGAUGAGAGCAGCAAUUAACCAAAAGUUGAUAGAAACUGGAGAAAGAGAACGCCUCAAAGAGUUGCUGAGAGCUAAAUUAAUUGAAUGUGGCUGGAAGCAUCAGUUGAAGGCACACUGUAAAGAGGUAAUUAAAGAAAAAGGACUAGAACACGUUACUGUUGAUGACUUGGUAGCUGAAGUCACACCAAAAGGCAGAGCCCUGGUACCUGACAGUGUAAAGAAGGAGCUCCUACAAAGAAUAAGAACAUUCCUUGCUCAGCAUGCCAGCCUUUAAGAUUGAAUUAGAUUGUGUUGUUUUGUGGUUUUAUUUCUGAAAGUAAAACUUGCCAUAAAUUAGGAAUCGAUUUCCCAAAAUAAAAUCCUUUUUUGUAUCAUGGUAUACAGUUUUCAGUAAUGAUGUAUA